Blastomyces dermatitidis ER-3 is the source of this 1079-nucleotide messenger RNA. RefSeq lists its product as uncharacterized. The coding region runs from base 636 to 1079 and encodes 147 amino acids. NCBI's taxonomy places the organism in Eukaryota, Fungi, Ascomycota, Eurotiomycetes, Onygenales, Ajellomycetaceae. The transcript is spliced from 2 exons. The record is from RefSeq and is a predicted model, not a curated record.
ACAACGAUGGCGCUGAGCUAUUCAUGGAUGCCCCGUCGGUUUGACCUUUCGCUUCUGGUAGGUCUCACAGGUUUGGUGCUCGACAUCAUUUAAGCGAAGCUUGACUCAACAUGUUCCAUAUACCCUCGUCCCCUCUUCUCCACCACCUACAACUACUCCGAGCUAGCAGCUACUCUACUGAUAGAUACAGGAGGGAAGGGAUUCAGUUUGAUAGGAUGAGUUGAUACAAAGGCUGGUCAUUGGAUUUUCUAGAAAAUGAUAUUGACUCAGUGUAUGAUCAUUGUCAUAAUCUUGAAGACAUGCAUCAACGAAAGCCUUGAUUUUGAAAUUUUCAAGCAUGAUCAGGUCUAAAAUACAGGGAACAUGGACCUAAAAACAUUUGUAGCUUCCGGGACCUGUGCGCUAACAUAUGAGAAGCAUAGAAAGUCUCAGCUGUCUAUUUACCAGGGAGGAAGAGGUGGUAUGGCAUUCCGGAUCCAAAAUCUAGUUUUGGUCAGUAAUAGGAUUUCGUUACUCUUUCACGACAGUGUAAAGAGGGGAGUUAAAGGCAGCAGUGACGAAAAAGCAUGCGAGAUAAUCAUUCAUAGCCAUAACGGGCUGUUUGAGCAAAUUGUCAAGACAUAUCCAAUUUUCACAUGGAAACAAUCCGCAACUUAAUCGGCGGGAACCGCCAUCCGAGAGCUUAUGCAAUGCGAUUACAAGGAUGCUUCGAAUUUUGUGUCACUGACCAGACAGCACGCACAGGUUUCCAGGUUGCUGUCAGGCUGAGUUUGAAGCAAAGCGUUUGUUUAGAGCCGCAAGUGGAACUCGGCAACCAUGAUCGUCGUGCUAGCCGGCCAGGAAUGGCGCUGAUCAACAACCUCGCCGACCGCCACGAGGUUGGACCCGCUGGCUGCGGAGUGGCUCCCUAUGCCACUUCGGCUCACCAACUUCCCUCACAGUCUCCUGAGCCGGUUAGCAUCGUGUGGCCUGAGUUGUUAUUUGUUCAUGUACUCUGUGCGGUACAUAUACAUGUGCAUUGGUGUACUUCAUUUCUUCGCCAACGUGUUGAGGUGUGGUUGACUCAAAUAACUACUUAG